This is a messenger RNA of Anopheles funestus (African malaria mosquito), 1194 nucleotides long. RefSeq names its product solute carrier family 25 member 35-like. Lineage: Eukaryota; Metazoa; Arthropoda; Insecta; Diptera; Culicidae. Bases 3 to 929 code for a protein of 308 amino acids. The transcript has 2 exons. Gene Ontology annotation, biological process: transmembrane transport. The record is from RefSeq and is a predicted model, not a curated record.
GGAUGGAUUUCCUGCUCGGAGGCUGUGCGGCUACCUGUGCCGGCUUCUUUAGCAAUCCGUUCGACGUGAUCAAGACGCGCCAGCAGUUGCACGGUGAGUUGCUGCAACGCACCGGACAGCCACCUUCACCCGGUGCUUCGGGUACCAACCCGUACAGCUCCGUUGUACGCUCCUUCCGUUCCAUCCUCCGCUCCGAAGGUGUGUUUGGGCUACAGAAAGGUUUAGUAUCGGCCCUUGCCUUUCAGUUCGCGAUGAAUAGCGUCCGGUUGGGCAUUUACCAAACGGCGGAAAAUUGCGAAUGGACCCGAGGUGCAACACCGGCCGCCACGUUGCUUCACUCCAUCGUUUGGGGCGGGCUGAGCGGUGUCGUUGGUUCAACCGUCGCCUGCCCACUGUACAUGGUGAAGACACAGAUACAGGCCCGUUCGCACGGCAAGUAUGCGGUCGGCUAUCAGCAUCGACAUACGAGCACACUGGACGCACUGACCGGGAUCUACCGUACGCACGGGAUACGCGGUUUGUGGCGCGGUUACCCAGGGAUCGUUACCCGUACCGCUGUCGGGUCUUCCGCCCAGCUAGCUACCUUCUCCACCUGCAAGGAUCUGUUUGCGCAGUUCGACUGGGCGCGAGAAUCCGUCGCCAUUACCGCGUUUGCCGCCAGCAUGGUUAGCGGGUUCUUCACGUGCGUCUUCAUGUCACCGUUCGAUGUGAUCGCAACUCGGCUCUUUAAUCAAGGUGUGGAUGCAAAUGGGCGCGGACUACUCUACCGGAGCGUGGUGGACUGCUUCACGAAAACGUUACGUGCCGAGGGCCUGCACGGCCUGUACAAAGGUUUCGUGCCAAACUACUGGCGUAUCGCACCGCACACGAUACUCAACCUAACGUUCUGGGACCAGUUCAAGGCAUGGCGAGAUCUUUACUAUGGCUAGAAGAAACUAAAAAUCGAAGAAUUCUGAGGACACGAUCACACGCUCGAAUGCACGCUCAUUCACCUCAAGUGAAGUAGAACUUCUCACGUUAAAACUCCUUUUUUUGUAACUGACUAAGAUAGAGAUAUCUUGUGUUGUUUUUUUUAUUACCACUGUAUAACUACGCGCAACAUCAUAUGCUACUACUGCUACUACUACUGUUACUUAAAGAUAAAGAGGCAUCGCAAAACUCAAGCAAAUAAACACGAAACUAUAACACAACGAA